AGCUGCUUCGUAAGUGUUAUUGCCCUAAAAUUAAUCUCUAAAAUGCCCAUUAUUUAAUUUAACUUUUUCGAUAAAUGUAACCUUCAGCAAUAAUCUGUGUUUGAUGGUUCAGAGUCGCCUGGAGAGAGCCAUCAAAGAUGACUACAGCUGCAAGACCAACAUUUGAGCCGGCAAGAGGAGGGAGGGGUAAAGGAGAAGGCGAUCUGAGUGCCUUGUCCAAGCAGUAUUCCAGUCGAGAUCUUCCGGGUCACACCAAGAUCAAGUACAGGCAGCCUACUCAGGAUGCUCCUGAGGAGGUGCGUGCCCGUGACUUCCGCAGGGAGCUGGAGGAGAGGGAACGCGUCGCUGCACGUGAGAAGACCAGAGAAAGGGGGCCAAGGGAGCACACCACAUCAUCAUCAUCUUCAUCGUCAUCUUCAAAGAGACCCAGACUGGAUCAGAUCCCAGCAGCCAACCUGGAUGCUGAUGACCCUCUCACUGAUGAUGAUGAGGAUGAGGACUCUGAGGAGGAAAGUGAUGAUGAUGACACUGCAGCUCUUCUGGCAGAACUGGAGAAGAUUAAGAAGGAACGAGCAGAAGAACAAGAACGCAAAGAGCGGGAGCAAAAAGCAGAGGAGGAGAGGAUUCGUAUGGAGAAUAUCUUGAGUGGCAAUCCAUUGAUUAAUUUGGCAGGACAACAACAGCAACAGAUGACCCAGAGUCAGAAUACGUUCAGGGUCAAGAGAAGGUGGGAUGAUGAUGUCGUGUUCAAGAAUUGCGCCAAAGGAGUGGACGAAGCACGGAAAGAAAAACGUUUUGUCAAUGACACACUGCGUUCUGAGUUCCACAAGAAAUUUAUGGAGAAAUAUGUAAAGUAAAGGACUUGCGGAGUGUAAAGGAGUGUGUCUUCGUUUUAUUGUUUUGUUUCUUUUUAUCUUAUUUCUCUGGUCCAUCCCUCUGUCCCAGGAAUGGUGUUGCCAUUCAGACACAUAGUGUAUUCAAAUGCAUUAGUAUUUGUAUACAUAAAAUGUUGUAUAUAAAGGAGUUGGUGAGUUACUUCAUUGGAAUAAAGCUUAUGAAAAGUGGAGUGAAAUUGCUAAA
Scatophagus argus is the source of this 1080-nucleotide messenger RNA. It is a transcript of the gene cwc15, whose product is annotated as CWC15 spliceosome associated protein homolog. The record is from RefSeq and is a predicted model, not a curated record. The transcript has 7 exons. NCBI's taxonomy places the organism in Eukaryota, Metazoa, Chordata, Actinopteri, Scatophagidae. Gene Ontology annotation, cellular component: catalytic step 2 spliceosome. Bases 138 to 857 code for a protein of 239 amino acids. Gene Ontology annotation, molecular function: RNA binding. Gene Ontology annotation, biological process: mRNA cis splicing, via spliceosome.